Molecule: messenger RNA, 962 nt
Organism: Rana temporaria (common frog)
Lineage: Eukaryota; Metazoa; Chordata; Amphibia; Anura; Ranidae
Product: natural killer cells antigen CD94-like
Exons: 7
Coding region: 76-711 (211 amino acids)
Source: RefSeq, a predicted model, not a curated record
GUUGGAGACGCGGAUCGCACAGAACACGCAAUUGACAAUUCACAGAGUGCCAUCGGGGGGACUGGAAAUCUGGAGAUGGAGCCAGAUCAACUCAGUGAGGACAAUAACAAUAUGUUUGAUCUCCGUGUAAAGAAGAUGACCAAAACAGAAAAAGCCAAAGAGACUCCGGCUGUCAGGAGUAGAAAGCACCGGGUGAUACUGAUCCUGGGGGUCCUCCUUAUAUUGGCUCUCCUGAUUUUGUUCAUCCUCACCGGUGUCCUCUUCAAUCACUAUAAUAAUACUGAAGAAGAAAUUACACAACUGAAAGCUUAUAGAAUUGGUUCCUGCUGCCCCGAAGGCUGGAAAACAAUUGGUUCCAAAUGCUACUAUUUCCAAAAUACUUCGGAUACUUGGGAGAGGAGCCGGGAGGAAUGUGCCAAGAAUUACAGCGUUCUUCUGACCCUGAAGGACAAGGAUGAAUUGGAUUCUGUGCUGCCCUUCCUGAAAGGACCUUUUUACUGGAUAGGACUGCGGCGGGACGCCCAGAACAGCAGUCGUUGGCUGUGGGUAGAUGGGACUCCUCUCACGUUCAGCACUUUGUGGAAUGAAAGUCAACCCACCAACUUAAAUGAUGAAAACUGCGCAGAGAUUUGGAAAAGCCGGCAGUCAGUGUUUGACGUCAAGUGUGGUGAUAAGAAUCGUUCCAUAUGUAAAGCUCAGUGGAGGUGCUGAGAUACGCUCCGUAUACUGUGACCUCUCUUCUCUCUAUAUCUUCUUCCAUGCUUCAGGAGUUCCAUGACUGUACUAGGAGGUUGUGGGAAACCAUUUGCUUUUUCUCCAUGUUUUAUUUUUGCUUUUGCUCUGUUUUAUUUCCAUUGAGCCCAUAUACCAUGGGGUCUAUAUUAGACGUGUGCACACUGAAAUAUUUUGUUUCGGAAUUUAGUUUUCGUCCGAAAAAUACAUUUAUUUAGUGACUCCCGAAA